AUGGUGCUCAGCGAGGACAGCUUUGAGAGAGACUUACUACGCUACAAUGAGUUGCUCAAACGCUCUGAGGAGUUGGAGAAAGACAUGCCUUCAAGACGAACUGUAAGAGAGAAGAGAGAGCCUCCACAGGUAAAGAAGAGGGUUGCCAAGGUGAAGAAGCCACUGAAAGCGCCAACGAGGAAAAAUCCCACGAGAAAAACUCGAACUCAAGGUGAGAAAGUUUCCAAGAAGGAGCCCGAGGAGCUGCCUCGACUAAAGCUCCCCAAACCAGCAUACAUGACAACGCCCCUGGUAACCGCCCCUUUGAAGAAGGAGAUGAACCGCUCAUGGCUACGGAUGAAGGCAAAGUCAUUUGAGGAUAUUGUUGUCGUCAAUCUGACCUACAGCGACUUGAUCAGGUCUGUGACGAAUGCUGGAGACGGUACCAUUGACUUUGGGAUGAGGCAUGGGCUUGUGCCGAAAAAUCUUGAGUACGAGAAGAAGCGGUUUGAGUUUGAUAGCGCCAGUGUGUUUGACUCGAUCUUGAACCGCCGUCCAAGUUUCAGCGACGACAUUGAUCGUUUCUUCCGCCAACUCAGCGCCAACUCCUUUGAGCAGGCCCCCAACGAAGUGCCUCUAGUGUGA
Candidozyma auris is the source of this 624-nucleotide messenger RNA. RefSeq lists its product as uncharacterized. The record is from RefSeq and is a predicted model, not a curated record. Bases 1 to 624 code for a protein of 207 amino acids. NCBI's taxonomy places the organism in Eukaryota, Fungi, Ascomycota, Pichiomycetes, Serinales, Metschnikowiaceae. The transcript has a single exon.